AUGGAAAUGACAACUUUUCAGGAAAGAUCUCGCAAAGUGCAAGUCACCAUUUUGGCCUCUGAAUGGGGAUCAAGCAAAGGAGGGUUAUCAACCUUAAACAGAGAAUUAGCCAUUCAGCUAGCUAAAUGUCCUGAAGCGGAAAUCACUUUCUUUCUUCCAAAAUGCAGUCAAGAGGAUGAAAAGUUAGCCCUUCAACACAACGUAAAGAUCGUUGAGGCAUCACGCCGACCUGGCUUUGAAGAACUGGAGUGGCUUACCUUUCCACCCGAACAUUUACAAAUAGAUGUAAUCGUUGGUCAUGGAGUUAAACUGGGUAAACAAGCACAAAUCAUUAAAGAACGUAAGAACUGCAAAUGGAUCCAAGUCGUACACACAGACCCAGAAGAACUGGGAAUGUUUAAGAACUAUUCCAACCCAAUUUCCAAGGGUGAAGAGAAACAUAAAACAGAGGUAAAGUUGUGUGAAAUGGCGGACCUCGUUCUAGGAGUUGGGCCCAAGUUGAGUGAGGCCUUCCGUUCGUAUCUUCGAGGCUGCCAAAAAGAUAAAAGUGUAGUGGACUUGACGCCUGGAGUAUUUGAAGAGUUUUUCAGCGUGAGACAGGUUGUGGAAGAAAGAAAACAAUGCAAUGUCUUGGUGUUUGGUCGUGGGGACGCAGAGGAUUUCGAACUAAAGGGAUUUGACAUCGCUGGCAAAGCUGUUGCACCAUUAGAAGAUACUCGUCUUGUGUUUGUUGGCGCCCAAGAUGGAAAACACGAAGAAAUAGCGAAGCGGUUAACCGGAUGUGGUGUUCCUGCAAGUCGCUUGAGAGUAAGAGGAUUUAUGGAGGACCGAGAGAGUUUAAAGCGCUUGUUUCAGGAAGUGGAUCUUGUAGUCAUGCCUUCACGAACGGAGGGCUUUGGGUUGGCAGGACUUGAGGCCCUGUCAGCUGGUCUCCCUGUGCUUGUCAGCCGCAAUGUUUGGAGAAGCACUGUGCAGUGUACCAUUUUUUGGUUCCUUUUCCAUCCUUUGUAUCCUUUUCCAUCCUUUUCCUUUUCCAUCCUUUGUAGUAAAUUCAGAGGACCCCACUGAUUGGACUGCAGCCAUCUCGAAAAUAUGGGCCAAGGGCAGAAAAAGUCGACUUGAGGAAGUGGAAACUUUGCGCGAUUCGUACGACAAGACAUACAACUGGGCCAAACAGAUAAAAGAUCUUCUUCACAAGAUGAUCAGCUGGACUAACGGUAUGAAUGUAAAUGACACUUUUUUAUUGUAUUUUGAUUUAAGCACUAUGACCACGCCUGCUGAUAAUGGCAGCAAAUUUUAGUUUUGUUAAUUUAACCCCUCCUUUAAAUCAACAAUUUUUUAUGUUUAGGUCGGGCUGUCCACUCUAAAAAAUUUAUUUGGAUUACUUAAAACGCUGUCUAGGAUGAAAAGAAACAAAGUUUGUUUCUUGUAAAUGGUGUUAUAUACAACCAAAGUUUACGGAAUCCAGAAAACAAGAAACCUGAGCGGUUUUACUCUUCCAUACAUUCCUAAAAGACAACAAUCUUGUCAUUUUUUCUGCAGUUGAUUUUUCAAAUGUCCAGAGCUUCCCCGAAACAAUAGGUGGAACCGUUGUAUCUUCUCAGCUGGCUUCUCAGGCUACAGGAGGCACGACAGAGAAACAUGCAGGUAACCCUUAAAUCUAAAGCGUGAUCGGAAUAAACAGCGUCGACGAUUUCUCUUCCAAUUCUGUUUUUGAUGGUCGGUUACGGUCCAAUGCCGGAGUCACCUUUUAAACUCUAUAACAGUUAUCCCGCUAUAGAACUCAUUUCUAGUCUUUUGAGAAGAGGAUCUAGAGCGGAAAACUUGGUUGCGUUCACAGCGGCAAUAACCUAAUUUCGCAGGGAUUUAAGUAAUGGUCGCUUACGCGAUCAUUUCUUGCCCUCGGUAAUGAAUGCAUGACAGAACAACUAAGCACAUAUGAUAAACAAUUUUAACCCUUCAAAGUUAAUUGUCUCAGUUCGUUCCUGUAGUACGUUUCAGAAACGAAACGUCUAUGGAUAUGACACUGAUUGCCUUUUGUAUCUUAUUUGUUUGUAAGGUGAGUGUGGGGUUGAAAGGAGGAAAAGAAACAUUGAGGAGGACAUCGCGAAGAAACUUCAAACUGGAGCAAUGGCCUCAAAGACCAUGCGCGAUAUCGUGGCUUCCGGAUCAACAAGUAAGAGCUCAUGAUAAAGCUCAACUUCGCUGCGUCCCAGCAUCAGUCUUCUCUUUUCCUUUCUCUUGCUUUGCUUCAAGUGUUCCUUAUCUGUUCUGUUGUUUUGUUACUUCGUUGAAAUCCCACGACUGUCUUCUGCAAAACAGUCCCUUUCAAAAUUGAUCAUAUUUACGGUCGUUCUGAAAAAUGUCGACAAAGGAGACAUUCUCUUGGGAGCAACGCUUGGUUUGUGAUGAGAAUAGGCUUUUAAGCGAAUAAUGUCUAUACAGUGUACUUCGAUUUUAACACACGUACUGUAUCUUAAAGGAUUUUACUUUACUAGAUCUAGUAAACAAAUAAUGAUUUUGUUUGAUUCUUCUUUUAGAUCUUGAUUCAACUCAGUAUACCUCCACCAAGGGGAGAUCAAAUUAUUCCUGGUUAUGUCGUGUUCUAAUCAGCUUGGGUUCAAAAGCCCUCAGAGAAACGUUUGACAGAAUAAUCCCUCCACCAAGUCUGCAACGCGUUCUGAAACGGAACCCAGCACACUCUAAACUUCAGUCACGUCGAAAGGAAGGGAUACUAAACUCAGUCCAGUGGAGUAAACUGUAUCCUACCACACCCUCCGAAGUUUCGUCGGCGGGCUUCGACAUCCCCCUGCUUAUGGUUCUUCUAAGGACAAUCUGUGAUCUAAGUCCUCCACCCGCUGGUUGGGAUGCUCCUCCUCUUCCCGAAGACCUAAGCCGUGAGUCUGACAUUGCGCGUCUGACAUAUUUCUUCAACGCCGUGUCCAGUCAUACUGGAGAAGGUUUUGUUAGUGAUGCUGUAUUCAGUAGCUACUGGCAGCAGAUCCAUGACACUCUGGUACGAUUGGGAGGAGCUGAUUAUGAAGAUGUCAUUGAGCAAAUGAGGUGUCAGGAAAUGGACGUCCUAAGUGAGGAACAUUUCAGAGAACUUCUCAAGCAGUGGAGAAAGGUGGAGGACAAUAUCAAAGACAAACUGAAUGAACUGGAAAGCACAGAGGCUUUAAAGAUGACAGGUAAUAAUAAUAGUGAGGUUUUCAGGAACUAUUUACAAUUUAUAAAAGCAAAAAUGACAAUAAAAACUCGAAAUCACAAUUUAUGAUGGUAUUCUACUAAAUUCUAGAGCUUAUGAAGGAAAGGUGAGCUUUGGUGGUAAAAAUAUGUCUGCUGUUUGUAUUAACAUGGCUAGAGUUUUUCAGAAUUAUUAUAAUUGUAUAAGAAAAAUUUCGAUGUGGUCAGAUUGGCAACGAACGGUAAUGUUUGUUAUGUGCUUUGCUAUAUAUAACUAGGUCCUGCCUAAAAAGGUAAAAUUGUCAUUGAACGUUUUUAAUUUAUCUAAAGAUUAGGCAAACGUACGUUUUGCGAAGAGACUAGAUGCUGAGUCUGAAUCACGCUAGGUCUUGAGUAGACUGUCUUCCAACGUAUUUUGAUAACCCUGAAUCUGAAGAUUGCUAUGAAAUUGCAAUCUUCAGAUUAAGUGGAGGCGUUGUCCUCCACAUACAAAUAUGGUCUGUUCCUUAAAGUUGAGCCCUUCUCCCACGGGAGCAAUCGUGGAUAGGUUGAACUUACUGCAAUAUUGAACACGAUUGAUUUUUUUCCCAGGCGUUGAAAUAAGUAAUGUGUAGGCCCUAGUAACGUGCAGUGAAAAUUGAUUUGCUUGGAAAUAACCCAUUUUUGUAGGUUACAUGUAAAACAAUAGCUUACUAAAAUAAUGAUACUUAUGAAAGAAGAGAAAUGUUAUAAAUGUACUCGCGAAGACAAGUAGUAUAGUACAGACGAACUAACGGAGGGAUAAAAGUGUAGAGGAAAAGACUUCUGUAGUCCUAGCUGACUCGCAUCCGAAGACGCAGUGAGAACAUAAAGCUACGUCAGUAAGAAAAGAAGACUAAUAACUAACCGUACCGAAAAUCUCGCGUAAGACAACAAGAGUAGUUGGGAGAUGUAGAGUCACGUAGUAGACAAGCGGCAAACGUGAGAUCAAUUUUGCAAUUUUUCAAACUAGGAGAUGAGCAGAAAAAACUGUCUUAAAUAUUUUUAGUUGUAGAUAAACCUAAACCGUCUUUUUUAAAAUAGAAUAAACAGUAGGUGACAAGUAAAGGGAAAACUUAUUGACGUGAUACAAUUUGAUGUUUGCCGUAAACGUGAUUCUAAGUCGUGAUGUAGACACAAUCGACUACAACAGCAGGAAUGGUCUGACGUACAGCAAAGCGAUAAGAAGGCUAGACUACCACCACAUGAACGCAGCGACGUAACAAAAAGCGGUAACGAAACAUGACCUACAUAUAUUGACAUACGGGAACAGUUAAUUCCAUAGAGAGGAAAUUAUGUACGGGAAAACGGUUUGACCUGGAAAUGAUUACGCACGAACAAAACUAGAACAACAAAUGAACAAGGAUUUUGAUUUAACGAGCGGACUCAAAAGCGAGCUGCAAGCGCAGUACAUUCCCAGCUGCAAUAAGAUUUUUUAAAAAUUUUCUUUUCCAUACCUGUUGACAAUGGUAACUGGGCUGGGCACAAUCGAAGGAUUCCUUUUUCUUUUUAGGGUUUUCUUUGGCGGCAAAAUAGACUGUUAACGGUCCCCUAUUGUCAGGAUCGAAGGCUUUUCGGUACGGGCGGCCUUCUUGGUUAGGCUUUGUUUCGGACAUUGAAACCCAGAUGGCCACCCUUAAAGCAAAGCGUUCGAUCUCGACGAUCUUACGGAAAAGCAGGGGAUUGUGGACAGUCUAGCGGAAAAACAAGCUCAUGUUAUGAUCUUUUUAACUUCUGGUCGAUGAAACAAAUAACAAGCAGUUACGGAAACCUUUUUUCAAGGUGAAACGAAAAUCACUCUAAUAGGGCACGAACAAGGCGACAUACGGAAAAGCGGUGAGAACACAACACUAAUGCCAUACGAAUAAGCCGACGUACGGAAGUGAGGUUAGAAGACAAUACUCAGUAUACGUUUUCUGUCCCACUAGCACUGUCCUGUGUUAUACAAUUUCCACUAUAAACAGUAAUUAUCGGACAAGAUGACCGACCAUUAAUUGUUAGGCUGACAUAGUCGCGGUUGACCUGCCUUUAUUUCAAGUCUUGGUUUUCGUACAAUGUAAAUCUCGAAGAGGUUAGUUUAGAAGAAAAUAGUCAUCCCACACUAACUCAUUAACCAACGAGAGGACCUACGGAAAAAUGUUUAAAAGGCAGUGCUAAUACGGAAGAAUCUGGAAAUGUUGGAGGGAGAAACGCAGGGUAACAUUGGUAGUAUUGUUGAUUUUUAAGUGCGCUUUCGUAGAUGUCAGUAUGAUUUCUGUCCAACUGCGCAUUGUUACACAAUUUCCACUAUAAACAGUAAUUAUUGGACACCAUGACCGACCAUUAAUUGUUGAGCUGACGCUGACAUAGUCACGGUUGACCUGCCUUGAUUUCAAGUCUUGGUUUUCGUGCAAUGUAAAUCUCAAUGCGUGCAUUCCUUUUCAUAUUUGCAGCAUUGAAACCUCAACACACGUAAUUUACGCAAGCCAAACAAAAUGCAGGUUAUGAUUUUUUUUUUUUGCAUUUUUUUAGAUUUUUCAUUCCCAAACGAAAUUGUGGAAAAGAUUCGUCAACUCUACGGAACACGCGAACAACGCCUCCUGCCCGUUCCUUGGUGUGAAGAUUUCAGCUUUCACCUGAAUGAAAUUUUUACCAGGUUAAAGAUCGUGAGCAAAGAAAAAACCCGAGGAGUACUUACUGACGAUAUUACAAAUAUGACUGCAAUCUUCAAGGCGCACUCAGAAUGCCAAAGGCCGCGAACAGUCUUGAUUGAAGGAGACCCUGGCAUGGGUAAAAGCACGUACUGUCAGAAGCUGGCUUAUGAUUGGGCAACUAAGCAGAAGGAGUUGGACCCCUCUUUUCCAGACAUCGACGUGCUACUACUUCUCAAAUGUCACGAAGUGAAAUCUAGCAUCUGGAAAGCUAUUGAUGAUCAAAUUCUUCCUGCGGAAAUUGACGAUCAAGCUAGAGAAUGUUUCUUCAAAAUCGUUCGUGAAAAUCAGUCGAAAGUCCUGUUAGUACUUGAUGGAUUAGAUGAAAUGGACUCCACUGAAAUGAAAAUAAUCUAUAACUUGGUUGAGGGUAAAGAACUUUCAGGUUGUCACGUAAUGCUCACAUCUCGUCAUGAGGUAGGGAGGAAACUAAGGAGGUAUUGUGACACUCUGUGGGAGAUUGUAGGGUUCACCGAACAAGAUGCAAACAGUUUUAUUCGUACGUACUUUGAAAACAUCAACAGGGAGGACCUACUGGGGAAUUUCCUGCAACAGAUUCGGUAUUCGCGUGAGUUGAGAAACUUGUCGAAAAACCCCCUAAACGUAACCUUACUUUGUGUUCUUUGUGAAGAUUUAGAGGGCGUUUUUCCAACGAGCAGGACUGAAUUGUACACCGAGAUUGUCCUUUGUGUCUUAAGACGAUAUGAAAAAAAGCAAGGAUUGUCGUGCAAAAGUGAAGACCUUAUAAGCAUCUACAGAGAGGAUCUAAUACAUCUGGGACGAGUGGCGUUACACGCUAUUCGAAAAGGACAGCUAUAUUUUGAAGAACACGAGUCUGGGAGUACCUCUGUUGCUUUAUCCAAGUUUGGAUUUCUUUCAGUCCAGGCUAGUGGCUGUAAGAGGAAAGCUCUUGUACGUUAUGCAUUUCUCCACAAAAGCUUCCAGGAGUUCUUUUCUGGAUUUUAUCUUGCUUGCCAAAUUGUUGAUGGAGGUAUUGACUGUGUCACAGUAGUAGAAGACGAAAAAUUUAAAGGUGAACUAAAGCAAGUCUUUUUGUUCAUGGUUGGAAAUUUAGCCUCGACGAGCAAGGAGGCAGCAGAGUCUGUUAUUGGAACUAUGGCUGAAAAGAUUAAUUUAGUAGAUCCAGAUUGUAAGAAAGACAUUUGUGUAUUAUUUCAUUUAGCCUUAGGCUGCAUUUUAGAGUGCACAAGUUUAUCUCGUACCCUAGGGUUACACCUUCACAUAAGCGAUUUAGAUUUGAGUAGUACUCGAAUUUAUGAUUCUGGUGCUGCUUCUCUUUCGCAGGUUCUUGCAGCCAACUCCUCCUUAACCAGUUUGAAUUUGAGAGAGAAUGGGAUUGGCGAUUCUGGUGCUGCUUCUCUUUCCCAGGUUCUUGCAACCCACUCCUCCUUAACUAGUUUGGGUUUAGGUAGGAACGAAAUUGGUGAUUCUGGUGCUACUUCCCUUUCCCAGGCUCUUGCAGUCAACUCCUCUUUAAUCAAUUUGGGUUUGGGUGGGAACAACAUUGGUGAUUCUGGUGCUACUUCCCUUUCCCAGGCUCUUGCAGUCAACUCCUCUUUAAUCAAUUUGGGUUUGGGUGGGAACAACAUUGGUGAUUCUGGUGCAGCUUCCCUUUCCAAGGCUCUGGCAGUCAACUCCUCUUUAACUUAUUUGGAUUUGGGUGUUAACAACAUUUCUGUGUCUGGUGCUACUUCCCUUUCCCAGGUUCUUGCAGUCAACUCCUCUUUAACUUAUUUGGAUUUAGGUGAGAACAAAAUUCAUGGUUCUGGUGCAGCUUCCCUUUCCCAGGCUCUUGCGACCAACUCCUCCUUAACUGGUUUGGAUUUGAGUAAGAACGUCAUUCGUAGUUCUGGUGCUACCUCCCUUUUCCAAGCUCUUGCGAACAACAACUCCUUACUCAGUUUGAAUUUAAGUGGGAACGGCAUUGGUGAUUUAGGUGCUGAUUCCAUUUCUCAGACUCUUGCAGUCAACUCCUCUUUAAUUAGUUUGGAUUUGAGUGAAAAUCAAAUUACUGAUUUCGGUGCUGCUUCCCUUUCCGAGGGUCUUCGGACCAACUCCUCUUUAACUAGUUUGGAUUUGAAAUUAAACUUUAUUGGUCAUUGUGGUACUGCUUAUCUUUCCGAGGCUCUUUCAGCCAGCUUCUCCUUAAAUAGUUUGGAUUUGUUUGGAAACUACUGUACUGACGAUGAUUAUGAUGUUCUG
Messenger RNA from Porites evermanni, 8117 nucleotides. Lineage: Eukaryota; Metazoa; Cnidaria; Anthozoa; Scleractinia; Poritidae. The record is from the annotation of a GenBank genome assembly.